This is a messenger RNA of Anopheles darlingi, 1252 nucleotides long. RefSeq lists its product as uncharacterized. The record is from RefSeq and is a predicted model, not a curated record. Lineage: Eukaryota; Metazoa; Arthropoda; Insecta; Diptera; Culicidae. The coding region runs from base 186 to 1007 and encodes 273 amino acids. The transcript is spliced from 4 exons.
UCAGUUUAGUUGGAUUUAAUCAAUUACAGAGUACACAAGCACAGUACCUACCAUCUUCCUUUGCGAGUGUCGCGGUGUGCCAGCCGUCGAAGCUUCGGUUCGAAACCUUAUCGUGCCUUCGUGCCUUCGUUCGUGUUCUAACAACGCUUCUUCGCGUCGUGGUGCAUCUUCUUCUAACGGCUACAAUGCAGCUACCAGCAUCUGUGUCGUCCGCCAUAGGUUUCUGUCUUUUACUUCAAAUCGUUCAGUCGGCACCGAACGAUGGAAAGUACAACCCGCGGAAAUACAACAGAAACGGAAAAUACGUUCACAGAGGCGAAGGAGACUACGUAGAGGAUCUCUCACGCUACAAGUAUGUGCAUUACGAUGAUGGUGAUCGCGGCAGAUACUUCCACAUACACAUACCGUACGAUGGAGGAUACGGUAAUUACGAGGGAGGACAUGAGCCUUACCGUUUUCCACCGUACGAUCCGACUGGCGAAUAUGCCGAGCUAAUCAGCAAAUACUCCCAGGAUCCGUUCAGAAACAAUGUGUACGAUAUCAAGAAACCAUCGAUCCACCUGGAGUACGGUGUGCCAUAUCUGUCCGAGACGAACACCGCGUCAAGCGAUGUGCGAAAGUCCCUGCUGCCAGGACCGGGCACUGCCUACCUUCCGGUAGCCGAAUCCGAUCUCGAUGUUCGCAAAUCAUUGCUCCCGGGACUGGGAACCGGCUACCUGCCCGUGUUGGCCCCCGAAGAGCAAGGCUCGGCGACCGGUUCAUCGGAACGGAACUCCAAAUUCACACCAUACCAUACCAGUGGCGAAGACAAUCACCUCUCAUUGACAACUGCCAGUGGAGCGAACAGCGCGGAACUGCGGGCUACUGAGGAACCACGAUCGACCCCUGCCAGCUCCAAAGAAGACGAUAAGCCACACACCACAACGGACUCCCCACCAACCGAUGAUUCUCUCCACAAUCAUCCAUGCUUUGCUACGAGCGGACCGCUCAAACUCUCCAAAGCUUGAUCCUCCCGAGAGGUGCGAAUACGUUGCAUACCUCCAGGAGUUGAUAGUGUGUGAUCGUGCGAUCCGCGUGCGCAUUUGACCAAGAUUCGUUAUGCUCUUCCGUGAUAAAACAGCACAUCUCAGCAUCGAGGGUGCGUGAUGAUCCAGUUUAGGUGAUAAGCCGCUGAAGCCGUGUAUCUUUUGAAAGUUGUACCAUAAACAUUCAAAUCAACCGUGACGAAAGAUCGUUCGUUUUCCUUGACUAG